Messenger RNA from Apus apus (common swift), 558 nucleotides. Its product is annotated as histone acetyltransferase KAT7-like. NCBI's taxonomy places the organism in Eukaryota, Metazoa, Chordata, Aves, Apodiformes, Apodidae. The transcript is spliced from 5 exons. Gene Ontology annotation, biological process: regulation of DNA-templated transcription. Gene Ontology annotation, molecular function: histone acetyltransferase activity. The annotation marks the transcript as partial. The record is from RefSeq and is a predicted model, not a curated record.
AUCUACUGUCAAAACCUGUGUCUGCUGGCAAAACUUUUCUUGGACCAUAAAACACUGUGUUAUGAUGUUGAACCCUUCCUCUUCUAUGUCAUGACAGAAGCUGACAACACUGGCUGUCACCUGAUAGGUUAUUUCUCCAAGAAGAAUUCUUUUCUCAACUACAAUGUUUCUUGUAUCCUGACAAUGCCCCAGUACAUGAGGCAAGGUUAUGGCAAGAUGCUCAUUGACUUCAGCUAUUUGCUUUCUAAAGUAGAAGAAAAAGUUGGCUCUCCAGAACGUCCUCUGUCUGAUUUAGGGCUCAUCAGCUACAGGAGCUACUGGAAGGAAGUUCUUCUUCGUUACCUGCAUAAUUUCCAAGGAAAAGAGAUUUCUAUCAAAGAAAUCAGCCAGGAGACUGCAGUGCAUCCUGUUGACAUUGUUAGCACCUUGCAGGCACUUCAGAUGCUCAAGUACUGGAAGGGAAAACACCUGGUCCUGAAAAGACAGGAUCUGAUUGAUGAAUGGAGAGCCAAAGAGGCUAAAAGAUCCAACAGCAAUAAGAUCAUGGAUCCCAGCUGA